CCCGGGCUGCCUUUCCGCGCCCGACGGGGUUGCUGGGUCCUUGUGACCCUCCGUGCCAGGCCGCGGAGAAAGGCGCGGAAAAUGAUUCGAGACGGGGGCUCACAGAGGACCCCACCCCCUCCUCUCGAGCCCUCUGGUGUCCUAAGGGACCCGGAGCGGCCUGCGAGCCUGAGCUCCGGCUUUCGCCCCCGAGUCCCCUAAUUACGCGAGUUCUCCGGAAAGCAAAGCGCGCUUUCCGGGGCACGGUCCAGAAGCCUGCGUGCGUGGCGUCCUAAGCACCUCCUUUGGUUAGGGGACCCCUGAGAUCAGCCAGCCAGACAGAGUGAGGGGCAGUGGGCUUGACUGGGAGUUCGCACUGCCACAGAGGCUCAGGGCCAUGGCUGGGCCUCAGGGCGCCCCAGGAACCACAGAGUGGGACUGGUCAGGGCAACCCAAGAGGCCUGGGGGUUUAGACAGGGCCUGUGGUGCCUCGGGAGGGCUGUGUGUGCCGGAGAGUGGAUUUUUAUGUGUACCCCAACAGAGCUGGCCUGGGGUGGACGGUGGAGUUGAACAGACAUUAGCAGAAGGAGGGAAGGACGGGUGUCCAGUCAUUACUGUGGCGACCAACGCUGAGAGAGGGUGACACAGACUUCGGUGCACAGAGCCCUGAUGCGUGGUCUUCACUGAGCUUGGCUAUGUAUCACGGGCAGCUGAGGGUCUGUGGAUGCUGUCUGGAGGGAAAAGCUUGCUUCCAACCACAUGAGCAAACUCAAUGACCAACUCCUUCCAGGAGGAAAGAACUGGAACCAGAACCCCAUCGAGCAGAGGUGGCUCCAGAGUCCAGCCUGCCUUGAAGAAGCCCCAGCCAGAGCCCAUGGCAGGUGUCUGUGACAGGGCCCCAGAUUUCCUCUUUCCAGCUGGAGAUCAGGCCCUAGGACCUUCCCUGGGCAGUGCAGUUGCUCUGAACUGCACGGCUUGGGUGGUAUCUGGGCCCCACUGCCCCCAACCUUCAGUCCAGUGGCUAAAAGAUGGGCUUCCACUGGGCAACAUAAACCACUACCAUGAGGACUCCUGGGUCAAGACCAACUCCUCAGAGGUGCUUGUGUCCAGUGUCCUGUGCAUCAAUGUGACCAAUGCUGAGGACUAUGGGACCUUCACCUGCUCUGUCCACAACAUCAGCUCCUCUUCCUUCACUCUUCAGAGAGCUGGCCCAGCAGGCCAUGUAACUGCGGUACUGGCCGCCUUCCUGGUCUUGCUGGUCCUGCUGCUUGCAGGGCUGCUCUAUGUGAAGUGUCGCCUCAACGUGCUGCUCUGGUACCAAGACAGGCAUGGGGAGGUGGAGAUGAACGACGGGAAGCUCUACGACGCCUUCAUCUCCUACAGCGACUGCCCGGAGGACAGCAAAUUCGUGAACUUCAUCCUGAAGCCGCAACUGGAGCGGUGUAGGGGUUACAAGCUCUUCCUGGACGACCGCGACCUUCUACCGCGUGCCGAGCCCUCUGCAGACCUCCUGGUGAACCUGAGCCGCUGCCGGCGCCUCAUCGUGGUGCUUUCGGACGCCUUCCUGGGCCGGCCCUGGUGCAGCCACAGCUUCCGGGAGGGCUUGUGCCGGCUGCUGGAGCUGACACGCAGACCCAUCUUCAUCACCUUCGAGGGCCCGCGGCGCGACCUGGCGCACCCUGCGCUGCACCUGCUGCGCCAGCACCGCCACUUGGUCACUCUACUGCUCUGGAGGCCAGGCUCUGCGAUGCCAUGCUCCGAUUUUUGGAAAGAGCUACAGCUUGCACUGCCGCGGAAGGUGCAGUACAGGCCAGUUGAGGGGGACCCCCAGACCCACCUUCAAGAUGACAACGACCCCAUGUUGAUCGUGCGAGGCCAUGCCACUGAGGGCCGGGCUGUGGAGCAGGAGCUGGAUCCUGAUCCUGAGGGAGACCUGGGUAUGCCUGCCCAGCUGACCAAGAUAGCCCAGGGUGUACGAGGGCCUGUCUUUGGGGAGCCACCAGCCCCACCGCAUGCAAGUGGGGUUUCGAUGGGAGAGGGCCAUAGCAGCGAGAUGGACAUCUCCGACCUUGGCUCCCGAAACUACAGUGCCCGCACAGAUUUCUACUGCUUGGUGUCUGAGGAAGAUGUGUAGCCCAUGCCCCAGUCUGGGACCCAGAAGCAGGCAGGUUCCCACCAUGCAGGACACAAGCUCUGCCUCUAGCCCAGGGCCCCUCAGAGAAGGAGUGUGGCCCCAAGGU
Molecule: messenger RNA, 2219 nt
Organism: Fukomys damarensis (Damara mole-rat)
Lineage: Eukaryota; Metazoa; Chordata; Mammalia; Rodentia; Bathyergidae
Gene: Sigirr
Product: single Ig and TIR domain containing
Exons: 11
Coding region: 752-2113 (453 amino acids)
Biological process (GO): signal transduction
Source: RefSeq, a predicted model, not a curated record